AACCAAACAAUCCCUAACCCCUCAAACUGAACCCCUCAUAUGUCUUCUUCGCGAAUCCCUCUCGAAGCACCAGUUCGUCGGCGUCUUUCCCACCGUCGUCGUCGUCCAUUCUCUAACAAAAUUUCCAAAAAAACGCUCAACCUAAGGCAAGUUACGGUUGGUCCAUGGUGCAACCGCAAGUGAGAUGCGGUUGGCCCAUGGUGGAACCGCAAGUGAGCUGCGGUUGCACCAUGGACCAACCGCAGCUCAUUUGCGGUUGCACCAUGGACCAACCGCAAGUGAGCUGCGAUUGGCCCAUGGUGCAACCACAAAUGAGCUACGAUUCCCUUUUUUGUUUUUUUUCCAAUUUUUUGAGUGAACUUUACCGAUUCAGAGUCGCUAGUCAUGAUCCAGACAUCAUAUCGACGAUUCCAACUCCAGAAUGACGAUGAUGGAUUCUCUCUUUUGAAUAAUGUUUUAUUUUCUUUACUAAGUGGUGUUUGUUUGCUAAAGGAAGAGUAAAGAAACUAAAAGGUUAAAUUUGUAACUUUGAUGUUUUUUAGGGUGACAUUUAGCAAUUUUAAGGGCGGCCUUUAGCAACUCCCAAAAAACAAUAUGGGGAGGAGGGAAAAUCUCUAAUCAAUAUUUAUGCAAGUGAUGUUUGUGUACAUUUUCGACUUUAUCUUAAGUUGAACUGUUGAACCAAAAUAUGUUUACAAGCAUUUCAAAUUUAUAAAUGAAUUGUAGUAUGUACGGCGUGUGCAACGGGUUGGUUCAUACCGAAUCGUACCGGGCCAAAUUGAUGUUUGGAUCGGAUCUUGCUGAAUCAAAUACAACAUGGUCGAGUCUGUGAUCCUAUGAAUAUUAUAAAUAUUGGGAAAAAAAUGGAUCGAAGUGACAUUUGGACUUGGCCAAAACGGACCAAAUACAAUGUUGGUCUGAUCUUAGUCAUUUCUUUCACUAUUGGAUCAUAGUUCUCAUUAGUUUGGUCCAAACCAAACCGUUGCACAUUCUUAGGUAAAGUAUAUUUCUUUUGCCCUAAAGUUUAAAUUCCAAUACACGAGCAUAAUUUGGACCAUGCAUAUAUGACAAAUAUAGUGUUUUCAUACCAAACGACUCAGAAACUAUCAAGAUACAAUGGGUAAAACAUGUAUGAUUAACCCGUAUCAGCCUAGCCUAAUUCAAAUAGGGAUGACAACAAAACUCGAGGUAUCAACACAUUCAAGAGUCAACUUCAUGAUUUUGCCGGGGACUCGGAGAUCUGCCUCCUCUAAGCUGCUCGUCUCCGAUUGAUCAUACGCUAGUGAAGCAAUGGAACAGAGAAAACACUAAUGGCGGGGAUGAUACAUAGCAUGGCCACAGGCAAACAGAGAUUUCUCGUGAACAACCAUGCUUAUGUGCAUUCGAGGACGGGAAACAUCCUCUCACUCCUGCAAGUUUCUGCUGGGGAUCAACUCCAACGUCGAUUGCAUCAACGACCAUCACGACGUUGGCCAACCUCUGCUCUUCUGUGGACGAGUAGCUGGAGGUGAUGCACAGUACAUGGUUGCCGAUUCACAGGCAGCAGCAGCAGCAAGCAGUAGCUUCUGAGUUUCUGUAUCUUGGUCUCCAUUUAAAUGGUAGGCUGGCAAGUCAAACGUGCACUUGGCUCAAUUGUGACUGAGAUUUUCACCACCUUUCAGAAAUGCAAUUCCCGCUUCUUUCCUUUCUCUGCCAAAAACACAUGAACUUAACAUAUCCAGGCUGCAGACACCCUUCUAAUUGGUGUCAUACAGAUCCCAGAAUCAGAACUUAAGGCGCGCAAUAUACUCCAUUGAACUACAAAAAGCAGCCUACCUGUCAGUUCGAUUGGUUAUUCAUUCAACUAUGGGAAACAAGAAAAUCAAUAGCUAUGACAUCAGCAUCCAGGAUGCAAAGAACAGGCAAGAGUAUGCUAACCUUUUUGCUAAGGAACAUGCAUUUGAUCACACCAACUCGAAAGCCAGAUCGCAUCGUGCCUUGUAGAUUGACCAACUUUGAAGUCCUCGAGGUUAGUAGGGACAUGAAAGAACACAAUUGAAAGACUGGAAUACCAUCUGUCUGUAUCAGCUGAAUUAAUCUAAAAACUAGAUGCACCAAUCACCACUACCCAUCAGCUAUGCCCAUAAGUUUUCUCAAUGUGACAGAGCGUGUUUUCCUAAUGGGAAUCAGGUGGCUCGUGAAUAGCUGAAUCAAUCCAGCAAAUUGAUACUAGGCCAAGUUAAUCAAAACUACAACCAGCAUAGCUCAUAACAAGAUUAUCCUACACAAAUGCUUUCAUUCUCUACCACACAAGUAAAGCGCCCCUUUCUCCAUAUUAGUUACUUUCAAUAUAUCUAACAAGAUUUGACAAUCAGAAUGAACCUCUGACUACUUCUUCUGCGCACGAACUCCCUAAUUUAGCACAAACCCUGAUUCUACAUUUCUGACCAUUAAUGCCAAAGGCUUGUACCAAUCCACUCAAUCACUAGUUCGGUUAACGCAGACUUCAUAACGCAUCAACCUCAAACUAUAUGAUUGCUGAGAAAUUGGGUGCACCCAUCAACUGCCAAGCAAAUAUAACUCAAGCAUGUGGAGACACUACAAGCUUCGGACUAUUGAUAAACCGCACAUCAACACCAUUGAACCAUAGGAUGAUAGGAUUGCAUAAUCUUUGACCAAACUCGGUAAAACAUCAACAAAUAGAUAAUCAAAGCAUAAGGCAAAG
Messenger RNA from Linum trigynum, 2704 nucleotides. NCBI's taxonomy places the organism in Eukaryota, Viridiplantae, Streptophyta, Magnoliopsida, Malpighiales, Linaceae. The record is from the annotation of a GenBank genome assembly.